Molecule: messenger RNA, 1824 nt
Organism: Glarea lozoyensis ATCC 20868
Lineage: Eukaryota; Fungi; Ascomycota; Leotiomycetes; Helotiales; Helotiaceae
Product: P-loop containing nucleoside triphosphate hydrolase
Exons: 3
Coding region: 1-1824 (607 amino acids)
Cellular component (GO): nucleolus
Molecular function (GO): nucleic acid binding; ATP binding; RNA helicase activity
Source: RefSeq, a predicted model, not a curated record
AUGAAACGCAAAUUAGACGCCAAUGACGUGCCGGCGCCUGCGGAGGGGGAAGAAAAGGUCAAACAGGAUGUUUCUACAUUUUCCGGUUUAGGACUCGACUCCAGAUUGUUACAAGGCAUUUCAAAACAGAACUUCCAAGCACCUACAUUGGUACAGAGCAAGGCCAUACCUUUAGCAUUAGAGGGACGAGAUGUGCUGGCUAGGGCGAAAACGGGCUCUGGAAAAACUGCUGCAUACUUGUUGCCCAUUAUCCAUCUCAUUCUAAGAAGAAAACAGACGACACCAACUCAAACAACGUCCGCACUUAUCCUUGUACCAACUCGUGAGCUUGCGGAACAAGUUACCAAAGCCGUCGAAGCGUUUGCUGCGUUUUGUGUCAAAGAUGUACGAGCGGUAAACCUGACCCAGAAAGUCUCGGAUGCGGUUCAACGAUCUCUCCUAGCAGACUCGCCAGAUAUUGUUGUAGCAACUCCGGCGAGAGCUGCUGCAAAUUUGGAAAGUUCGGCACUGUCUCUCGAGAACCUGGCACAUUUGGUGAUUGAUGAAUCCGAUCUGGUGUUAUCAUAUGGGUAUGACGAGGACUUGCAGAAUGUUGCUAAAAUCAUGCCAAAGGGUGUGCAAACGGUAUUGAUGAGUGCUACGUUGACGAGUGAGGUUGAAACUUUGAAGGGGUUGUUCUGUCGGAAUCCGGUAGUGCUCAAACUCGAGGAAGCUGAGGAAGCGGGUGAGGGUGUCAGUCAAUACACUGUCAAAUGCGCGGAAGACGAAAAGUUCCUGCUUCUCUAUGUUAUCUUCAAACUGAAGUUGAUAAAAGGGAAGUGCAUUAUCUUUGUUGGAGAUAUCGACAGAUGUUAUCGUUUGAAGCUAUACCUUGAGCAAUUUGGAAUAAGGAGUUGUAUUCUCAACUCAGAGCUUCCAGUAAACUCUCGCAUACAUGUUGUAGAAGAAUUCAACAAGAACGUAUACGAUAUUAUCAUCGCUUCUGAUGAGCACGAGGUAUUGGGUGAUGAAGAGGAGGAAAAGACUGAGGAUGCGGAAGAAAAAGCCGACGCUGGCGAAACAAAAGAGGCAGAUGCCGAGGAAGCAAAAUCUCGAUCGAAAGAGCCUUCAAAAAAGAAACGCAGGGUUGUCGAGAAAGAUAAGGACUAUGGAGUCUCGAGGGGAAUCGAUUUCAAAAAUUUAGCCUGCGUUCUGAACUUCGAUUUGCCAACUUCAUCAAAAUCAUAUACCCAUCGAAUUGGACGUACUGCCAGGGCGGGUCAGACUGGUAUGGCUUUGUCGUUUGUCAUUCCAGCCGAUCAAUAUCGAAAGCACAUCCCUACCAGCAUCGAAUCUGCCAAGGAUGAUGAAAAGGUGUUGGCGAAAAUUAUGCGACAUCAACUCAAAAAGGGAAAGGAAGUAAAACCAUACAACUUCGACAUGAAGCAGGUGGAAGCUUUUAGAUACAGAAUGAGUGACGCAUUACGGGCUGUCACAAGGGUAGCGAUUCGUGAGGCUCGGACCAGAGAGCUGAGGCAAGAGUUGAUGAAAAGCGAGAAAUUGAAGAGGCAUUUCGAAGAGAACCCAGGAGAUUUACAUCAUCUUCGACAUGAUGGUGAAUUGAGAGCCGCGCGAGUUCAGUCUCAUCUGAAGCAUGUUCCAGAUUAUCUAUUACCAGAAGGCGGCCGGAAAGCAAUAACGGCAGGGGAGCAUGGAUUUGUGGGAUUCAGAAAAGUUACGGAUGGCAAAAAUCGACGGACGAGGAUAAAUAAAGGGCGGGGCAAGAAAGCAGGUGGAAGAAAGAUUGAUCCGUUGAAAUCUUUCAAGGGUAAAUCAAGAAAGUAA